Molecule: messenger RNA, 930 nt
Organism: Pseudozyma flocculosa PF-1
Lineage: Eukaryota; Fungi; Basidiomycota; Ustilaginomycetes; Ustilaginales; Ustilaginaceae
Exons: 3
Coding region: 1-930 (309 amino acids)
Source: RefSeq, a predicted model, not a curated record
AUGGAGUGGGGCACCUACUGCCUGUUGUGGAAGGCAGCCUCCUUCAAGGAGUUCCUCAGGGAGAGAGGGGAGUUCUUGCAGGACCUGAGCCAGGAGGGGAAGGGUGCUCUGGAUCACCUGCACAAGGAGGGAGGCAUGGUGACCAGGUCCAUCAAGAGCCUUGAAAGUCUUCAAGACGGGGAGCUACAAAACCCCUCCCACGACAAGUUCAUCGUCUACCUUUGGGCCUUCAAGGUGGACCUCAAGGACCUUGUUCCCUGGGUUGAGCAGUACGCCAACGGCUGUUCCCAGGCCAACAAGGGCAAGGCCAACAAGCAGCGUGACAACAAGGUCGCCAGCAAGAGGAAGGGGGACACCACCAAGGUGACCCUCCUGUACUACCUCCUGGAGAGGCUCUGUAAGCAGGGACACCUUGAGGCUAGCAAGAGCCUAUACGUCCUGGACAGCCCAAGGACCCACGACAACCUCCAGCUUGUCGAACGCCUCCUCUUGGCCCUCUUCAAGCUGGACACCCUCCUCAACAUGGUCCCAGGAGGUAACCUCUUCAAGGUCUUUGUCCCCUCGACCGUCAAGGACAUGGCGACAGCCCUGGUAUCAAGGAGCAGCAGCAGCGCCACCACUGCCACCUCCAGCACCUCCUCGAGCACGGCCCCAAGCACCUCCUCCACCACCCCCUCUGUGGCUCUGCAGGUCCUUUACCUCACCAUCGCCCCAGAGGACUCCCCCAAGUACAAUCAGGCCAUCAUAAGCCGCCUUGUCAAGACCUUGCAGGAGGGCUCUCCUUCCCCCAUCCACAUCAAGGCUGUAAGGGAGGAUCACAAGGGCCUGGUAUCGGACUCCAGCAAGAAGGGAACCACCAUCAUCCUUACCAUGCUUCCGGCCUGGAGCCACCAUGGCCAGGCACAUCCCUGCCUGUAUCCAGGCCCUUGA